AUGGCCGUAACUGGAGGCCAAGACGAUCCCUUCAGAGACCCUUCGCUGGCUCCUCAGCAGCACUCGCAGCCUGGAACUGCCGCCAAUGUUCCGGACACGCUCGCGGUUGGGCGCGAUGCCUCGCUGACGCUCGGGACGGACUCGCUGGUAGCAACUCGCUCGAUUCCCUUCUACAACGUGCUCUGGGCCGAACACUCGGAAAAUGGCGACGUGACCAUCCAAUACGCCCACGCCGUCUCCGCCAAAGUCGUGCGCCCAGCCAUGGUCAGCUACAAACUCGACAAGCCGGACAGCCGCCUGGCUGAGGCAUGGAUCGAGAAGCUGCUCGACCGCGCAUACGGCGCGUCGCAGCGACAGAAGCGCAUGAAGGUGCUGCUGAACCCAUUUGGCGGACAGGGCGGCGCUGUCACCAUGUACCACAAGUCGAUUGCGCCGAUUCUUGCCGCCGCGCGCUGCACACUGGACGUCGAGACGACACAGCAUCAGGGCCACGGCGUGGAUAUCGCGCAGAGCCUGGACAUUGAGGCCUACGAUGUCGUGGCAUGCUGCUCUGGCGACGGCAUCCCUCACGAAGUUUGGAAUGGGCUUGGGAAGCGACCAGACGCUGCGAGAGCACUGGCAAAGGUCGCUGUUGCACAACUGCCCUGCGGCUCAGGAAAUGCCCUGAGCCUCAACUUCAACGGCUCAGACAGCCCUAGUCUGGCAGCCCUCGCCGUUGUAAAGGGCCUGCGCACGCCCCUCGACCUCGCCUCGGUGACACAAGGCGACCGCCGCACCCUCUCCUUUCUCUCGCAGGCCGUCGGCAUCGUCGCUGAGACCGAUCUUGCGACGGAGCAUCUGCGCUGGAUGGGCAGCGCGCGCUUCACCUGGGGCUUCCUUGUGCGCCUGCUCUCCCAGACAAUCUACCCAGCCGACAUUGCCGUAAAAACCGUUCACGACAACAAGCCCGCCGUCCGCGAAGCCUACCGCGCCGAAGCCUCUAAGCCCGCACCCACUUCCGACUCACGCCCUGUGCCCGCCGCCGACACGGCCUUGCCGCAUCUCAAGUACGGCACCAUCAAUGACCCUCUGCCCGACACCUGGGAACUCAUCCCCCACGACCAACUCGGCAACUUCUACUGCGGCAACAUCGCCUACAUGUCGCCCGACGCAAACUUCUUCUCCGCCUCGCUCCCCUCAGACGGCUGCCUGGAUCUCGUCCGGAUCCGUGGCGACAUCGCGCGCAUGACGGCCAUAAAGAUGCUCAUGGCGGUCGAGAACCACACCUUCUUCGACAUGGAUGGCGUCGACUACCAGAAGAUCGAGGCGUAUCGUAUCAUCCCCAAGAACCAGGAGAGCGGAUACAUCAGCAUUGACGGCGAGAGAGUCCCGUUCGACGGGUUUCAGGUCGAGGUGCACAAGGGGUUGGGGACCGUGUUGAGCAAGAGCGGGCAUCUGUGUGAGGCGAGAGGUGUGUGA
Messenger RNA from Didymella exigua CBS 183.55, 1458 nucleotides. Its product is annotated as sphingoid long chain base kinase 4. The record is from RefSeq and is a predicted model, not a curated record. Lineage: Eukaryota; Fungi; Ascomycota; Dothideomycetes; Pleosporales; Didymellaceae. Gene Ontology annotation, biological process: sphingosine biosynthetic process. Bases 1 to 1458 code for a protein of 485 amino acids. Gene Ontology annotation, cellular component: intracellular membrane-bounded organelle; cytoplasm; membrane. The transcript is spliced from 2 exons.